AUGUCACGUUCUGGGGAUAGGGUUUCGUGUGACCGGGAAGAAAGAGGAGGAGGGAAAAGGCGAGACGGGCUGGACAGGCCUGUAGGGCGAAGUUCAGGAAGGGCCGCCGCCGCUGCCGGUCCCUGUAGGGAUGCCCUCCUGGCACAGGCACCUAGGCAACGGUGCUGGCCCCGGGACAGAUCCUCUGGCUCCUUCCUGUUUCAGACCGACCCACUCAGGGUAAAUAGCUGUGUCAAGAGUGAUGAGCAUGUCCUGGAGGAGCUGGAAACAGAAGGGGAGAGGCAGCUGAAAAGCCUCCUUCAGCAUCAACUUGAUACCUCUGUCUCCAUUGAGGAAUGUGUAUCUAAGAAAGAGAGCUUUGCUCCUGGUACUAUGUAUAAGCCCUUUGGGAAGGAAGCAGCUGGGACUAUGACUUUGUCCCAGUUCCAGACACUGCAUGAGAAGGACCAGGAGACUGCUUCUCUCAGGGAACUGGGGCUUAAUGAAACAGAAAUCUUGAUUUGGAAGAGCCAUGUUUCAGGUGAAAAGAGGACGAGACUUAGGGCAACCCCUGAAGCAAUACAGAACCGUCUUCAAGAUAUUGAGGAAAGAAUCUCAGAGCGUCAGCGCAUCCUUUGCCUGCCACAGAGAUUUUCAAAGAGCAAACAGCUGACCCGGCGAGAAAUGGAAAUAGAAAAUUCUUUAUUUCAGGGAGCUGAUCGUCACUCUUUCCUCAAGGCUCUUUAUUACCAAGAUGAACCCCAAAAGAAGAACAAAGGUGAUCCCAUGAACAAGCUGGAAAGUUUUUACCAAGAGAUGAUAAUGAAAAAGCGUCUUGAAGAGUUCCAACUAAUGAGAGGUGAACCCUUUGCUUCCCACUCACUGGUCUCAGCUACAUCAGUGGGAGAUAGUGGCACAGCUGAGAACCCGUCAUUACUCCAGGACAAGGGAAAACAGGCAGCACAGGGUAAAGGUCCCAGUCUCCAUGUGGCAAAAGUUAUUGAUAAUUCACCUGAGCAGUGUUGGACUGGGCCUAAGAAGCUGACGCAGCCAAUAGAAUUUGUCCCAGAAGAUGAGAUCCAGAGAAAUCGUUUGUCAGAGGAAGAAAUCCGAAAAAUUCCUAUGUUUUCUUCAUAUAAUCCAGGGGAGCCAAACAAGGUGUUAUACCUGAAGAACCUUAGCCCUCGGGUGACUGAAAGAGAUCUUGUCUCAUUAUUCGCUCGGUUCCAGGAAAAGAAAGGACCUCCAAUUCAAUUCCGAAUGAUGACUGGACGAAUGAGGGGGCAGGCUUUUAUCACUUUUCCCAAUACAGAAAUAGCAUGGCAAGCAUUGCGUCUAGUAAAUGGAUAUAAGCUACGUGGGAAAAUAUUGGUGAUAGAAUUUGGAAAGAACAAAAAGCAAUGGCCAGAUCUCCAGGCUGCUUCUCUAAUAUCAUCUACUACAGAUAAUACUACUGAAAUCAGUGGCAGUUAG
Rangifer tarandus platyrhynchus (Svalbard reindeer) is the source of this 1452-nucleotide messenger RNA. NCBI's taxonomy places the organism in Eukaryota, Metazoa, Chordata, Mammalia, Artiodactyla, Cervidae. The record is from the annotation of a GenBank genome assembly.